Messenger RNA from Uloborus diversus, 3924 nucleotides. RefSeq names its product protein retinal degeneration B-like (gene rdgB). Gene Ontology annotation, cellular component: cytoplasm. Gene Ontology annotation, biological process: phospholipid transport. Gene Ontology annotation, molecular function: phosphatidylinositol transfer activity; metal ion binding; phosphatidylcholine intramembrane carrier activity. Lineage: Eukaryota; Metazoa; Arthropoda; Arachnida; Araneae; Uloboridae. The record is from RefSeq and is a predicted model, not a curated record.
CUACGCAUGUAAAAUCUAUAAAAGUAUGAGUUUAACUUUCGUUUUUCUUUUCAGUUUCAUUGGGUGAAAAGUGCUGAACAACCUGUUUAAGCAUGGCUGUGCGUGAUCUUCAGAUUGAAAGAAAAUGCUCGUAAAGGAGUAUCGCAUCCCGUUACCCCUCACUGUUGAGGAGUAUCGAAUAGCCCAGCUGUAUAUGAUAGCGAAAAAAAGUCAACAAGAAAGCAAAGGUGCUGGAAGUGGUGUCGAAAUCCUUGUGAAUGAGCCAUACAAUGAUGGUCCUGGUGGCUGUGGGCAAUAUACUCACAAAGUGUAUCAUGUUGGAAGCCAUCUCCCAGGUUGGUUUAAAGCUCUUUUACCAAAAUCAGCUUUGAUAGUUGAAGAAGAAGCUUGGAAUGCAUACCCAUAUACUAAAACACGCUACACAUCCCCAUUUGUUGAGAAAUUCUUUCUUGAAAUAGAAACUAAAUACUUCGGAGAUGCUGGCCAACAGGAUAAUGUGUUCAGUCUGAGUUCCAGUGAUUUAAGGAAUCGUACUGUUGAUCUUAUAGAUGUAGUUAAGGAUCAACUGUAUGGUUCAGAUUAUAGCCAAGAAGAAGACCCAAAACUAUUUUCAUCUUCCAAAACUAAUCGAGGGCCUCUUGAGGAUGAAUGGCUUGAAGAGUUACGUGUCAAGAACUUACCUGAAGGGAAAGCAGUCAUGUGUGCUUAUAAGUUAUGUCGGGUGGAAUUCAGAUAUUGGGGCAUGCAAACGAAAAUUGAAAAAUUCAUCCAUGAUGUUGCUCUACGAAAGACAAUGGUUCGAGCACAUAGACAGGCAUGGGCAUGGCAGGAUGAAUGGCAUGGACUCACUAUGGAAGACAUCCGCCGCCUGGAAAAGGAAACUCAGGAAGCACUCGCUAAAAAGAUGAAGAAUGAAGAGGAAACUCAGCCUUCGGUUCAUCCUAGUCCUUCUGCUUUGUCUGGUCAAGAAGUUGACCUUACUGCAAUCGAUAAGGACAACGAUGUAUGUGUACGUUUGGAUGGUAGUCCUUCUCCAAACAGACCACGUAAACCCAGGAAUCUUUCAGUUGGAAAUGUUAGUGCAGAAAUUGCUGCUGAUGAUGGGCGACAGAAAUUGUGGUCCAGGAGUGGCUCUAGAACAGCUCUAUGUUCACCCAGUAUGUUAUCAGUUUUCUUUUGCUUAACACAUUUAGUUCAGUAUAUGUUGCUAGUAGAUUUAAGUCCUUACAGUUUUCAGUCAUCUCCUUCAGCUGUAGAAGUGAUUUAUCAUUCGUAUGAUUCCAUUCCACUUGGAGCAUUACCACUUUUUGCUAUAUCUUCACCAGAAUAUCAGGAAACAGUGACAGCUGUAAUAAAUGCCGCAAAUGAAGUGUACAAGGAAUUUUUACAGUCAGAAGAUGGAACAGGAUUUAAUGGCCAAGUGAUUUUUGUGGCCGACAGCGUUGCAUCUUUGAUGGCCUAUGAUGCUCUAUGCCGCAGUGCUCGUUACGAAGGCAGAUGUGGCAGUGAAACCAGUAUCAAUGAGCCAGAGAAUGUUCCAGUACCUGUCACUCGAUCAAAUCCCUUGAUAUCAAUAAGUGAUGGUGGCUCAAUAGAUGAUACUGCUGACACUGGUUUUGAUCUUAAACCUCGUAGCCAAGCAUCCAGAAUAUAUAGGAAAUCCCAUUCUCAUCCGCAAGAAUCUGAACCUCCUCAUUGUGAUAACGUUCAGGUGAACCGCUUGCUGUCUGCUCCCAACACCAGACGGCAUAGCUCAGCUUCAAAUGAUCCGGGAUCUCAUUCAAAACUAGAUUUUGAAGUGAGUGACUUCUUCAUGUUUGGUAGUCCUCUAGGAACUGUUCUUGCUUACAGAAAAAUGCUCACAUUUGAUGAUAAAAACAGCCCACCUCUUCGACCGUCCUGCACUCAAGUAUACAAUUUGUUUCAUCCAACCAAUCCUUGUGCAUCACGUAUUGAGCCCCUCCUCAGUGCCCGAUUUGCCCAACUUUGUCCUAUUAACAUUCCUAGGUACCAGAAGUAUCCCUUGGGUGAUGGACAGCCCCUUCAUCUUUUGGAAUAUAUUCAGACCUAUCCACAUCUUUUUUCUGAAGGACACAAUGCAAGACGGACAAGUGAGGCUAGUAUUGCAAGUACAAUGUCCGGAAUGAUUGAUAUGGUACCCAUCACUACGGUUGCAUCAUUGACUCAAAGGUGGUGGGGUCCAAAACGUCUUGAUUAUGCGCUGUAUUGUCCUGAAGGCCUAUCGAAUUUUCCUACCAAUGCACUUCCUCAUCUGUUUCAUGCGAGUUAUUGGGAAUCUAAUGAUGUUAUAGCAUUCAUUUUGCGACAGCUGAUGAGGUCUGAUAGUCUCAAUCUACCUGGUGAGACAGAGAAAGAUGUUGCGACAUUCAUUCCAACUCAGCCGCGUGAAAAAUGGUUGAAAAAACGAACUUCUGUGAAACUUAAGAAUGUGACUGCAAAUCAUAGAGCGAAUGAUGUAAUAGUAAAAGAUGGUAUGUCUCAAGUCAUUUCUGCACGUUUUAUGUAUGGACCACUCGAUAUGGUUGCACUAACUGGUGAAAAGGUAGAUAUCCAUGUUAUGAAGGACCAAAGACGUGGAGAAUGGACCUAUUUAGCGACAGAAGUAACAGAUAAAAAUGGUCGAUUGUCUUAUUCAGUACCAAAGGAUAAAGCUUUGGGAUAUGGCAUGUUUCCUGUAAAAUUAGUUGUUCGGGGAGACCACACAUCUUUGGACUUUUUUCUUACUGUUAUUCCACCUAAAACAGAAUGCGUUGUCUUCAGUAUUGAUGGAUCUUUUACUGCAAGUGUUUCUGUAACAGGAAAGGAUCCAAAAGUUAGAGCUGGUGCAGUUGAUGUUGUUAGGCAUUGGCAAGACCUUGGGUACUUAAUCAUCUAUAUCACUGGACGUCCUGAUAUGCAACAACGUCGAGUCAUGUCUUGGCUGUCUCAACAUAAUUUCCCAUUGGGCUUAGUUUAUUUUGCCGAAGGCUUUUCUACUGAUCCCCUUAGGCACAAAGGAGAAUAUCUCAAACGUUUGCAAAAUGAGGCUGAAAUAAUUGUUCAUUGUGGUUAUGGCUCAAGCAAAGAUAUAUCUGUGUAUUCUUCUAUUGGUCUUAGAGCAGAUCAAAUUUAUGUAGUUGGCAAAGCUUCGAAAAAACAACAUUUAGCAGCUAAGAUCUUAACCGAUGGAUAUGCUGCUCAUCUGUCAGAUCUCAAAGCCCCUGGAGCUUCAAGACCUGCCCAAGGUAAUGCACGUAUGAUUCUCUUCCGUGGUUGCUUUGGUUUACCUGGGCAGACAGGUUCAACUUUAAGGCAGCGGCGCUCAGCAAAGAGGACUACUUCUUUUCCACUUUCUGGACAAAGCCAGGAACAUCGCUCAGCAGUAGAAAGAGUUAGUGAGUCAAGCAAAGGGACAGACAGUAACAGGCAAUAAUUCCCAAAUCAAAAAUCACUAUUGAUUUUUAUCUUUUGCGCAUCAUAAAGUAUUUUUUGCGCUAUUUUUUUAAUUGUAUACACUCAGUCAUCCUUUGUAUAUAUGCAAUAUAUAAGCAAUGCACAUGGGUUGUUGUAGAGCAAAGCAAUUUUAAAAACUACUGCUUACCCAAAGAUUGUUGUCAAAUUUCAUAAUGGUUCCUGACAUAUGCAAUGCUCUUUAAUUACCAUGUUCACCUAGUCAUAUUAAUUCCUGUCACAGUCCAGAUUAUCAUAUGUGUAUAUACGGAUGUAAAAUUUGUAAAUAUAUGCUUGUAAAAUGAAUGUUGGAAAUGUGUGUCAAAUAUUUUCUCCCGAAGACCAAAUGUUUAUUAAAUGUUGAAUUUCAAUCAUCGUCACUGGCUUCUAUAUGCAAGACACUUGCUACUUUUUAUACAGUACAGUACUUUGUAGUAUAUUUUUGUGUAUUUACUUCAGGUUCAAGGAUCAUGU